This is a messenger RNA of Rhineura floridana, 2719 nucleotides long. RefSeq names its product Rho GTPase activating protein 25 (gene ARHGAP25). NCBI's taxonomy places the organism in Eukaryota, Metazoa, Chordata, Lepidosauria, Squamata, Rhineuridae. The record is from RefSeq and is a predicted model, not a curated record. Gene Ontology annotation, cellular component: phagocytic cup. Gene Ontology annotation, biological process: signal transduction; phagocytosis, engulfment; negative regulation of small GTPase mediated signal transduction. Gene Ontology annotation, molecular function: GTPase activator activity. Bases 386 to 2383 code for a protein of 665 amino acids. The transcript is spliced from 11 exons.
UUCGGGAGGGAGGUGGGCUGCGUCUUUUUCAGGUUUUGCACACUUGGAGGGAGCUACUUGCAGCUAGAACUGAGAUGUCCUCCAAAGUCCUUGGGAGAUGGAAAUAAACCCGAGAUUUGCUUUGCAUCUGGGAAGUGAUGUGACUGGAUUGGAAGGAAGGAAGAGUGAGUGAGCGAGAGAGAGAGAAGUAGUUCUUUGGGUUUCUCACAGAGGAUCACACAUGGGGUGAGGGAGGAAGUUGUUGGCAAACCAACUUCAAUCGAGACUUUUCUUCUUCAAGUAAGCCCAGAAGGAAAUUAAACACACACACACAUUUAGAACGCAAUCUGAAUAAGAGGCAUAGCUCAGGCACAGCUACGCAGACCUUCCCACAACUGGAGUCAGGAUGUCUCUCAAGCUGCCCCGGAACUGGGAUUUCAACCUGAAAGUGGAGAUGUCUAAAAUAGUUCGCUCUCAGAGCAUGAUGGCUGUCGAUCCAAAGGGCUCAGGCCGCUGGGCCUACCCUCCCAACCCGCUGGAGCGGCCUCUGAAAACUGGCUGGCUGAAGAAACAGCGCUCCAUUGUCAAGAACUGGCAGCAAAGGUACUUCGUGUUGAAAGGGCAACACCUGUAUUACUACAAGGAUGAAGAGGACCUCAAGCCCCAGGGCUUGGUGCGUCUUCAUGGAAGCACCAUCAAGGAAGUGGCUGCCACCUCCGAUGAAGCUGGAAGGUUUAUCUUUGAAAUCAUCCAAGGGGUCUCAGGAGACCAGAAUCGAAUGGGACAAGACUCUUGUGUGUUGAUGGCCAGUUCCCAGUCUGAUAUGGAAGAGUGGGUGAAAACCCUGCGACGAGUGGUGGGAUCUCCAUUAGGAGUGGUUUUUGGCCAACAGCUGGUGGAGACCAUGGCUUAUGAGCAGAGAUUUGGGCAGCAUCAGGUCCCCAUAUUGGUUGAGAAAUGUGCAGAGUUCAUCAGGAAGCAUGGCCUGACUGAAGAGGGGAUCUUUCGACUCCCCGGCCAAGACAACCUGGUGAAACAACUGCGGGAUGCUUUCGAUGAUGGAGAGAGGCCAUCAUUUGAUCAAGAUACAGAUGUGCACACUGUGGCGUCUCUCUUUAAACUCUACCUCAGGGACCUUCCUGAACCUGUCGUACCUUGGACACAAUAUGAGGGCUUCCUCUUAUGUGGCCAGCUUCUGACUGCUGAUGAAGUGAAGGGUCAUCAGCAGCUAGCGAAGCAGCUGCCUCUUUUACCCCAGGACAACUAUAACCUCCUCAGUUAUAUCUGCCGGUUCCUGUAUGAAGUCCAGCAGAGCUCUACCACCAACAAGAUGAGUGUGGAGAACCUGGCAACAGUGUUUGGGGUGAAUCUCAUCAGACCAAAGAUGGAAGAUCCUGCAACCAUUAUGAGAGGCACUCCUCAGAUCCAGAAAGUGAUGACAGCAAUGAUCAGUGACCACGCAAAGCUCUUCCCUGUAUCUAAAGAUGUGGCGUUUUCUCCACCCCUCCAGAAGAGCGACUCCAAGAAGCCCCCAGUGCCUCGCAGCUCAGUAGGCUGGGAUGCUGCACAAAGGCCACUUAUGUCCCAGGCAGGGAACAGGACCCUGCGGCAAGUAAAGUACAAUCUUGACGCUUCCAGCUCUGAACUAACGGUUCGAUCAGAUCCAUUGGCAGAAUGUAAUGGGGAGCCGCAGCCGGAAGACCUUCUGGGAACGUGGACGGCAGAACCCCGGAAAAGGACUCAGACACUUCCAAACAGGAAAUGUUUUGUGAAUGUUUCUUCCAACAGAGGGAACCAAAGCACUGAUGGACAUGAGAUUUUCAGUAGUGACUUUUGGUCGUCUCCCGCAGCCCAGCCCAGCCCUGUUUCUUCCACAGGCAGUCAUAAAAGGACUUUGUCGCAGGGACUUCCUAGGCUUCUCAGUUUCCCACAGGCUUCAGACUCUCUCAGCACCUGCGGUUCUGCGUUGGAAACUAGCAAACAGACUCAUAAGAGCCCCUUAACCCUAAUUAGUGAAAGCUCAGGGAAGGGUCCUCAAACAAGUGAACUUUCUAGUCCUGGGCAAAAUGGGGCCACAGUUGCAAACCCCAGUCCUGAAAAUGAGAGCUGCCAUUCAGAGGACACUGAGGUGCUUCUGAAGACGAUUGGAGAGCUCAAAAAGGCGAUGGAGACCCAGAAGAAGGACUACGAGGAGCAAAUCAGGAGCCUUGAGAAGGAAAACUAUGAAGUCUGGGCCAAAGUGGUGAGGCUAAAUGAAGAGAUUGAGAAAGAAAAGAGCAAAUUUGCUGAGCUGGAAAGUAAAUUUCAGAAUAUCAAAUGUUCCCAGGUUGACACUGAAAAGAAGAACAAGCUUCUAGAAGACUCCAUAAAAUCUAUGAAUCAACCUGCAUCAAAAACUGAAUAAGGGGAAGGACUCCCUCCUCUGAGUGCAAACUAGCAAUGUACCGUGCACGGGAGGGAGGGGACCUUUUUCAAGGUCACUUGCACAGUGGCUCCCCUUCCUUCAUGGAACUGAUGUGCUGGGUCAGGUCAUGUGGCAGGCCUGGUGAAUGCCGGUGAAUCCAUGAAGGCUCAUAUCCUGUCUUAGAAGAUGCUGGAGAGCUUCAGGCUGUAUCACAACCACCACUUCCUCCUCUUCCUCACCAUGUGCACCUCUAUUUGCAAUAACCCAGGGAAAUUUUAAUCAACUUUGAUUUGAUUAAAAAUUCAAUUCUUGUGCCCCAAAUCACAAGAACUGCCA